This is a messenger RNA of Bombyx mandarina (wild silkworm), 1137 nucleotides long. RefSeq lists its product as uncharacterized. The record is from RefSeq and is a predicted model, not a curated record. Lineage: Eukaryota; Metazoa; Arthropoda; Insecta; Lepidoptera; Bombycidae.
AUGCUAUUGAGUGGACUUGGACGAUGUCAGUACCGAAGUGGCGCCAGCGGGCCCCGGCCCGGGCGGCAUAGCGACGCUGCAGUGCAGGACACACUGCUCGUAAAACUGAUCACGCUGGGGGUAAACUUCUCGAGUGGUCACACCGCAGCCUGGCCUCCCCCUAAGGUCAAAUACCCUGGUCAAGGUCAAAUCGCGGGCAGCGCGACACCGGUCGUUGCGGUGUACCAUGGUCAAGGUCUACAUCCAGAAUAUAUCGUAAAACGAGAGCCUUCCGAAAAAGACUAUUCUGAUCUCGAUGAAAUAUGUGAUGAUGAUAAUGAUGCAAUCCCUCAUAGCGAUGAACACAAUACUGUGAAUGCAACGGAUUUCAUUCAGGACCCACUGAUGACAGUUCUAAAUGCGGAUUCCGGUAUAGAUGUAACACAGACAGAAGACAAAGAGGUGACCAAGUUAAAAAUAGAAUUGUUGAGUUAUAAAAGGGAAACUGCCAAGCUUGAAAGGAGAAGGAUAGAGAACGCUAUGGAAUCGGAUGCAUUAGAGGCAUCGUUGCGUUUAAGGGCUGCCAGACUUGAAGCCGUCGCGGCCGCCACGAAGCUACCCAGAUCCCACCCGGCCCUCGGGUUCACCCCCGAAGAAGCUAGGGCCGAAGAAUAUCUGCUUCGGUAUCAGAAUACCUGAUGUAACCGUAACGUGUUUGGGGUUACAAUAUUAGCGAAACAUUCGUUUGAGGUUAGAAUGAAUCUUAACGCAUUUACUAAAAUUAGAUUCAUUGUUACGAUCGUCAUUAAUAUUUUAGAUAAAAUGAAGACUGAGUUAUCUGUUAAGUGUAUCGUAUUGUUUGUAGGAAUUUAAUUAUAAAAUUGAAUUAAUAUUACAAAAUUGGAUACCAAAGCCAAAGGCCGAAUAUAUUUCGUACUUUGUUUUUUUUUUUUAAUUUACAAAAAUGCGAUUUUUGAAAAAUAGUAAAUUACCUGACAUGAAAUCUGUCUGAUGUUGCGUAAUUAUCUAAGAUGAAUAAAUGAUAACCAAUAAAUGUAUGUACAAUAUUAAUAAAUGUUGAAAAUUUUCUGAAAGGUUUUCGAGUUUUUAGCUCUGGUAUUAUUAAAUUAUUUUUAGACUAUAAACAAUAAAACUCAA